CUUUAUUAAAAAAAAAGGCAUAGUGUUACUCCAUUCAUUAUUUUUAAUAUUUUUAUUACAUACAAUAACAAUUAAGGAGAGUGGCGAGGAAAUUUUAGGGAGAGAAAUUUCCCAUAUAAAUGAUUAUAGUCAACUCAAAGCAACGACCAUUUCCAUUUUCCACAUAUGGGUGGGUGGUGUAUGCGUGUCUCCAAAAUCACCUAAUCUCUCAAAUCGAAUAUAUUCGUCGUUCAAUUAAUUCCCAAAACAACUAAAAUUCAAUAAUCCACUUGACAUAAUAAUUACAGACGACUCUUGCUUUGUACUCAUCACACAAGCUACCCAACAAGGGGAUACCGAAUACGAAGUAUAAUACUUUAUUAGAAUGAAUAUAAUACUGAAAGAAAGGGUUAAUCCUUUUUUUUUAAUAUAAUAGGACAAACCAUAAGCAUCAUAUAUCACUGUCUCAAUUAACUCUCAGAAUUGAAGCCAUAAACCUUUUUGCAAGGGAAAUGGAAGCCAUUGAUGAUCUUUGCAUGAAGAAAAUGCCCAUCCAAAGAGUCACCCUUGCAUCCAUUGAAUCAUUGGCCAUACCACUUGAAGUGGUGUUCUUGGCGGAUUACCGGAGCGCUAGGUGCCGGCGGAGGGUCGCGGCGGUUAUGUCCAAAAUGAACGGAGAAACCGAUUCAGUGAUGAUCAGUGUGCUGGAAAAGAAGAUUAGUAUAACUUGCAAAAUUCCAAGACCAAAAAACACUUCGGGCCAACACUCAUCAAUUUCCAUCUUGUCCAACACUCUUAACAAAUUUACUUCCAUUCUCAUCACUCUUUUUCUCCCUUCCCAUAUGUAACUCAUGAUGAAUCCAUUCCCCAAAAUCCAACUUGCCGCACUUCACAUUUUUCAAUAGCUAGUGCCCUUCGAACAAAAUAAAUCAAACUAACUUUGUUGUGUUUCUUAGUCAC
Molecule: messenger RNA, 939 nt
Organism: Cuscuta epithymum
Lineage: Eukaryota; Viridiplantae; Streptophyta; Magnoliopsida; Solanales; Convolvulaceae
Source: the annotation of a GenBank genome assembly